CAGACUUCCGAGUUAUUUCCAGAAAAAACGACCAGAGAGAGAUGGGUAGCUCUUCCCGUACAAUGAAUGGUGGGGAUGCCAAAUACAGCUACUAUGUUUACUAAUCAGAGAGAGGCAGCUGAUCUAUCAACUAGAACGCUGGUGGCAGCCAUAGUCGAAAACCUUGACAUUGAUGCUCAGUCUCCUGCUACAAGCUCAUUCCGGAUUGCUGACUUAGGUUGUUCUACAGGGCCUAAUACAUUUUUCGCAAUCAACAACAUCAUUGAAGCUGUAGCACAAAAAUACCAGCUGGUUAAAGGCCACUCUGCUCAUCUCCCAGAAAUUCAAGUUUACUGUAGUGAUCUUGUGUCAAAUGAUUUCAAUCAUCUCUUUGCCAAUCUCCCUCAAGAUAGGCGAUACUUCGCGGCUGCAGUUCCGGGAUCUUUUCAUGGAAGGUUGUUUCCUAAAGCCUCCCUAGAUUUUGUUUACUCUGAAUAUGCUCUCCAAUGGCUUUCUAAGGUACCACCGGAGACACUUGACUCCAACUCACCUGCAUUUAACAAGGGGAGGAUUAUGCAUGAAAAGUCAGCUAUUGAAGUUGUUCAGGCAUUUUCGGAUCAGUAUGCCAAGGACAUGCAGUGUUUCUUCGAUGCUCGAGCACAAGAGCUUGCUCCUGGAGGGUUAUUGUUGAUGUUGAUUCCAGGGCGUCCGGGGGCAACUCUUCCGGCACAACAUCCCAGUUAUCCGCGUUUUGAACCCUUGGAGUCCAGUCUAUCCGAUAUGGUUAAUGAGGGUUUAAUAGGUGGAGAGAAAUUUGACUCUUUCAACUUGCCUAUCUACUCGCCAUCCGUGGAAGAGCCAAGGAAGAUAAUAGAAAACAGUGAGUGCUUUGAUGUGUUAAGGUUGGAGACUCAACCUGAGAGGCAAAUCCCUCUUUGUCCUGAAGGAACUAGAGCGGGCUGUGAGAAAAUUCUCACCGAACACUUCGGGAGUGAAAUUAUAGAACCACUUUUCGAUCGAUACUCGAAGAAAGUACAAGGUCGUUCUCCCAUUAACUCUCGUGAUGGUUAUCUUGUCGGACUGUUCGUCCUUCUCAAACGCAGACCUUGAUUGUUCUGCAAUAAUGAAGCCAGGCAUGCCCAUCCUUCUUAAGUUAAAGUAUUCAUAUUACAUGCCAGCAGGAGGAGUGUUGUUGUACUAUUUCUCUUAAAUAAAAGAUGUCAAUUAUAUUGAAACUUCAAA
Molecule: messenger RNA, 1221 nt
Organism: Fragaria vesca subsp. vesca
Lineage: Eukaryota; Viridiplantae; Streptophyta; Magnoliopsida; Rosales; Rosaceae
Product: probable S-adenosylmethionine-dependent methyltransferase At5g37990-like
Exons: 3
Coding region: 67-1089 (340 amino acids)
Biological process (GO): methylation
Molecular function (GO): S-adenosylmethionine-dependent methyltransferase activity
Source: RefSeq, a predicted model, not a curated record